Cantharellus anzutake is the source of this 2655-nucleotide messenger RNA. RefSeq lists its product as uncharacterized. NCBI's taxonomy places the organism in Eukaryota, Fungi, Basidiomycota, Agaricomycetes, Cantharellales, Hydnaceae. The coding region runs from base 1 to 2655 and encodes 884 amino acids. The record is from RefSeq and is a predicted model, not a curated record. The transcript is spliced from 9 exons.
AUGCCCCCUCCCUUGCUGGAUGCAUCUGGCGAUGCGUCAAACGCGUCAAUUCUCACGUUAUGGGCCAAUUUUUCCAACAGCCUGACUUUGUUGACAACAGUGCCCUCCGUGAAUGACUUUCUGAAGGCUACGGAUGGCCCUUUUGCCCAUCUGAGGAGCCUGGUUGGACAACACACUUCCACGAAAGAUAUGCCACAGUUCCAACCCCUUGCCUCCCUUGAGGAUGUUGUAAAGAACAUUGUGCAAGAGCUAUGGGGGCACACCUCCGUCAAGGCAGUCAGAGGUAUUGGGAAUAUACUUGAUGAAGCAUCCGUGAUAGACGACCUCAGCUUUGAAGGUGCAUUAUUUUCCUCACUGCUCAAACUGUUUAGAAGCUCUCAACACUGUGCAGUUUUCAUGGAGACGUGUAUGGCCGCAUAUUCCCAGAAAAGGGGGAAGUCCCCCCAAGAAGUAAUGAAGAAGUUCCGCUCUCAUAACACGACUGAUACAGGCCAAACCACUUGGCAGACAUGGCUUAAGCUUCACCAUAGGUUAACAAUAUGCUCACAGCUCAUCUUAGAGACUAAUCAUUUCUCAGCGGGACUCGAUAGCCAAGAUGCAGCAAGCCUCCGCAAGUCAGAGCAUCUGGAAAUCGAGGAGAAGUAUCCAGACAGGGCGGACAAAACGAAAGCCUUUUAUGACAAAGUUCUCAUGCAUUACGGAGACAUUAUUUUGUCUAAGGAUGAAAGAGAGACCCAACCUAAUGAAAGUCUCCACCUGCUUCAGAAAAUGACAGGAAAAUAUCCAGCACAGUUCCACCCAUCCCAUUGGCAUCACUGUAGUGGGAUUGUAGCGGAUGAGACCGUCCCCCCGGAACAGUCCACAGUAGCUUUCACCAGCUCACCGAUUAUGGCAGAAAUGGUGAAGGCUAUGGGUCUGCCACUCACUGAGGAUGCAGCCCUUGCCAUAAGGAAUCUGUAUGAUGGCAUAAAGGCUUUCAGCCCAUACCAACCCGAUAUCAGCAAACAGAGAAGCUUCCUUCAUCAUCUUCGUGCCUUCACGAACCCGGACAAGUCCAACAAUGAGGAGUUUGGCGCAUCAGGCUUGAUGAAGUCUGUUGUAGCAACUGCCAGGCAAAGUGUCCAUUUCCAUGAUAGCCUGGACAAAUACCUUACGGUGAAGACGGAGGCCAUGGACGAAAACGACAUCGAUUAUCAUACACCGAUAUUGAAAAGGAAAGACAGCCUUGCCAUGGCAGACAAGUCAUAUGGCCCACAUAGCCGACGCUGCACUGAGGCUGCUGUGCGGCUUAAAACAAUGAUAUGUACAUCCUACUUUGACAGAGCACUUCACAUUGCCUAUCUGAUAUCUGGUCAUCAUCUCCGUUUUGCCGGCUGGCAUCGCGGCGUCCGACAUUUGAACGAGUCGCUCCCCCGUGAUUGGACCCCACAUGAGUCUGCUCGGGGUAUGAUGCAGCUCUACCACUCCGACCCUGAACAGAAAUUGAGAAUCGAGACAAUGACAGAAGAGGAGUAUGAGAAGCGUGAGGCGAGGAGGGCAGUUGCCAAAGCUGCGCUCACCGUGGCACGACCUAGGAAAUGCAAGGCAGACUUACCAGACUCACUGGAGGGGAAUACGGUCGGAGACGGUAAGAUAGAGUCUCCAUCUCCCAAGCGAGUUAGGAAGAAGUCCAAAGCCACCCGCACGCAUGCUCCAGCAAAGGCCAAGCCUCCUCGCAUGGUUCCUGGGAACAACAGUCAGGUGAAUGAAGCUAGACUGCCACAGAAUAAGGCGGCAGGACCACAGGGUGAUGACAUGGUAUCGGGGACACCGGAUAAUAACUCACCUGUAUCCAGCGGGUCAUUGUCACCGAUACUCCCUUCAAAAAUAGAGCUGCUCAACCUGCCCACGUUCUCACUGGAAGUACGCUCCAGAUCCCAACCAGAAUGCAAGCCGCAACUUACUGACAUCCCACAAAAUGAUGUCUUCACGGAACAAACCAGCAAAAUGGUUCCAGAAUCGCAUACCUCAAUGGUUAUCCCUCCUAUUAAGUUGAUUCAUCCAACCCCCAACAGCACUCCAGCUAGAGGGCAAUCGAUGUCAGGAUCGAAUAAUAAUGGGAUUACGUAUCUCACUGUGAACGAAGGGCCAACACCCUGGGCACGCUCAGAGACGCCAUCUUCCACAACAAGCACAGGUGGUGAGCCUGCCACCUUUGACACCUUGUUCAAAUGUGCACGACACUCAGUGUGGCAAGCUGCACUGAAAAUUCUGCCAGCGGUUUGUUUGGAGGCGCUAUUGAAAGAAAAUGUCAAAUGCUUGGUGGAGAUCGACAUCAUUAAACUGCACAUCGACAAGAAGGUACCACCUCCUGAAACCUUGGACACAGCUCAGCACUGGGAAAUCGCUAGGGACGUUGGAGAUGAGCUUCGUGGUAAAGGUGCCGAUGUAGGAAGACUUGCUGGGGACAUGGCAAAAUUGCUUGAUACUGACGAAGUUAGUGAUGAGAAAGAUGAUGACUUAAAACCUCAGGCCUGUGACUCUCUGGCCAUCUUCAUCUGUCUUGGACCCAUCGGAGUAGACGAAGAGGAAGUCCGGGUCGUCUUCGUGUUCCAUGACGAACUCCAAGUGAUCAUCGUUCCAGGGGAUGGACCUGGGAUGUUCUCCGGGACGUAG